GAACACACAGGAGAGAUGCAUCAUUGGCCCCAUUUUACAGGUUGAAAAACUCAAGUCAAGAAAGUUAAGAUUCUUUCAAUCAUACCCAGAACGUAUCUGGCUCAGAGUAGGUUCUGUCGUCUGAUCUGAAGAGACUGAGUAUGUUUAAACUUUGCCUUCUAGGUUACAUAUGAGGAUAAUUUGCUAAAACAUCAAGCUAUGCAGAAAAACUCCAAGAGGAACAAUAAUUCAAGAGUUUCUGGCAUAGAAUUGAAUUCUGUGGAUGCUGAGAAGGAAAAAAAAGAGAGUCAAAAUAACUUUGUUGAACUGCUGCCUCCAGAAGUUACUUUUAAAAUUUUCAGUCAGCUAGACAUUCGGAGUUUGUGCAGGGCUUCAGUAACCUGCAGGAGCUGGAAUAACACAGUAAGAAACAGUGACUCCUUGUGGAAACCUCAUUGCUUGACUCUAAGAGCUGUGUGCCAAAGAGAAAUAGAUGAUGAUCUAGAAAGUGGAUAUUCCUGGAGAGUAAUACUAUUGAGGAAUUACCAGAAGAGUAAAGUGAAACACGAAUGGCUAAGUGGCAGAUACAGCAACAUAUGUUCUCCUCUGAGCCUACCAGAAAAAAUCAUGUACCCAAUGGAUGUAGAUACGUGGGGGGAAAUUCUAGAAGCAGAACUGGAAAGAUAAGCCAGAAAAUUACAAAGAUCUUGUAACUUUGAGACUUUCAAACAAAAAUGACUCUUAGGUUCAUUUUUUUGUUUACCAUUUUAAUGUUUAACAUUUAAAAGAAAACUAAGUAGAAAAUAUUAUGAAAGUCAAACUGUUUUUAUUCUGCACUUUCAUAAAAAUUUUUCUGGUUUUAUUGUAAGGUAGAAGAAUCAUGAAAUGUUGUGUAUGUAGGAAAUACUAUACGGAUAGAGUGAUUUCAAAAUGUAUUGCUUCAUAUAUUUGUAUCAGCAUAUUGCAGUACUCUAAUGACAAGAGAGUUUGAUUGAUAUUUUCUACUGAAUAGUAAUUCAAAAAUUCAGGAAACCAUUUGAAGAAACUGAUUAGAGAUUCAUUCAGCAGUAGACAUAAUUAGGCUCAUAACUGGAAGUAGACAACACUAGGAAGACUACCUGAAUGAAAUUAAUCACUAUAUUUAAAUGUAGAGUGUAAUACACUUAUAUUUCAAUAACUUUAAAAUAUCCAUUUCAGUGGAAUCAGAUUGAAUUGUCAAACAUUGAGCCCAUUUUAAAAUGUGUUAAACUUGUGGUUUAGUUUAAAAUUAACCUGACCAGAAGGCUAAAACUUGUGAGACUAAGAUUCCCAUUACUUGCCUACAGACCUGGAACUGUUCUCAGGGACAAUGGAAAGUUUCCGGUAACACUUGAACUGCCACACUGUUUUUCUUGGUAAAAGCUUUCUUUCUAACAGCCUUAUAGCACCAUCUAGUGUACUCCUCGUAGAUAACCAAGGCAAAGGACUUAAGGUCCUUUUUGUUUUCCUCACAUUUAAAAGAAAAAUAUAUAUAUUAUUUUAGAGAACGCUAUAUACCUGAUUUAAGUUUAUAGCUCUUCAGGAACCUUCAGUUUAACUUUAGUUCUCUUUUUCUUAAAAGUAGAUGGUAUAGUACUCACUAUACCAGAUUGUUCAUUCUGAAUCUGUGGUCAGCAUCAUAGUAAAAAGUGUUUACAAAACAUUUUAAGUUAGUAUGGCAUUUUCUUCUUAAAUUGUGCUCCAUAGCACAAAAAAGAAGCAUCCAGGAAACCUGUACCUAACAAAUGGACACAAUAUCAGAAAGAUGCCUCACUCUAUACAAAUUCCCUUUGUUGGAUCAAGCAGGUGAGGAUUGGCUGGAAGGGGCCUUGAAGAUCAGGCAGUGCAGUCUCUAGGACUAGUUAACAAUCCCUUCUAGAGAAAUUCCUCUCACCCUCCCACCCACCAAACUCUCUUCUUGGCAAACUCUUUUGUAAAACUUACUCUCUUGAUCUGGAAACCAUCUCUAGAUCCUACCAUUCUGGAUUAAGUGACCUUCAAUAGAGUUCCCAUAGUUCUUUGUACAUACCACUCUUAAAGCUGUCUACUACAUUAAAAUUUGUCUGCCUCCCCCGUUAGACUGUGAGCUUCUUGAAGGCAGGGACCAUUUAUUUAUUUUUAUGUUCCCCAAACCUGGAAUAUAGUAGGUAUUCCAUAAAGAUUUGUUAAAUUAUUUCUGUAUUAUUUAUUUUAAUCCUACCCAGAUUGUAUAAUAAAAAUAGUUUGCUAUAUUGUUAGUGGACAAGACUGUACUGAAAUGCAAUGUGCAACCCAUAAGGUAGAUGGGAUGCUUACUAUUAAUGGAAAUACAUGAAUAAUUGUUUUAGUCUUCUCAAAAGCUGUAAGAGAGAAACAGGAAAAUAGAAAUGUUUUGUUUUAUGUCUGGGAAUAAACACCUGAAAAUCAACUUAA
This is a messenger RNA of Leptonychotes weddellii (Weddell seal), 2409 nucleotides long. NCBI's taxonomy places the organism in Eukaryota, Metazoa, Chordata, Mammalia, Carnivora, Phocidae. The record is from RefSeq and is a predicted model, not a curated record.